Dufourea novaeangliae is the source of this 1567-nucleotide messenger RNA. RefSeq names its product E3 ubiquitin-protein ligase ZNRF2. The record is from RefSeq and is a predicted model, not a curated record. Lineage: Eukaryota; Metazoa; Arthropoda; Insecta; Hymenoptera; Halictidae. The transcript is spliced from 4 exons. The coding region runs from base 360 to 998 and encodes 212 amino acids.
GAUUACUGACUUCUAGGAAAUUUCUCACAAGAUGUCGGGGGGUAUUUUGCGUGACAAGCCGCUGGUAUGCUUUCGGACGAUAUGACUUGCUCGUUGUGGUGCAUGUCUGCAAAAUUUCGGCCUACGUUAAAUCCUAGAGUGUUAUAACAUCGCUGACGUUAAGAUUUACAAUUUAGACUACCCUCCCGACUGUGAAAACUAGAAAAGUUAGGACUAUCUGCAAGAAUUGUGUCAGUGCGUGUAUUACUGCCAAAUCCAAUAUCUGGAAUACUAAUUUUUUUUGUGAUUACAAGACAGAAUUUUCCCAUUACACGAAGACUUUAAAUUGAAACGGAAUAUUACCACUACUUACAAUUGGGAUGGGAGCUAAAGCAAGCACUGUAGCACAAUCUGCUGGAGGCAAUGGGCAAUCCUCUACUGGAGCAAAUGAAACUACCAUGCAGAGUUUUUCUAUGCUUCGCUCUCUACCUGGAGGUGUUAGCAUGUUGCAACAUCAACAUCAACAAGGGAAUCAAUCUCAAACUUCUCGAGUGUCUGGAGACAGUAGGCAACGUGCUCGUUCUUUGAGUUCAGUGCCAGAUCUUUCUUCUGGAGAACAAAGCAGUCUCGCUGCCUCUGUUGGAGUCGGAGUUGGUCAAGCACUUGGUCUACCCCAACUUGAUUCAGAUGAUGCAGAUGAAGAAAGUGGACGGGUUUAUGCUGCCCAUAGCUUGCCUUCUCAUAUUUGGUCUCUUAACGGUCUAAAGUGUCCUGUUUGUUCCAAAUUUAUUCUGCCAGAUGACAUAGAAUGUCACUUGGUCAUGUGCCUGACGAAACCACGUCUUAGUUACAAUGAAGAUGUAUUAUCUGAUGAGAAAGGCGAAUGUGUUAUCUGUCUUGAAGACUUACAACCUGGAGAUGUUAUAGCCCGUUUACCCUGCCUUUGUAUAUAUCAUAAAAACUGCAUUGAUAAAUGGUUUCAAGUGAAUCGUAGUUGCCCUGAGCAUCCUGGGGAUUGAUUUCUAUCCACUGAAUACGGAAGAGCACAAUGCAAUUUGUUGCUGACCCAGAAGACUCUCAUCUCGAUGGGAAUAAAAUGGGAGGAAACAGCAAAAAUUUGAAAAAAGCUAGUCAAGAUGGCUGCUAGUCCACUGUGGUGGUUGGUGCGUGUGGUUGUUCGACUGAAUGACGCAUACUCAAUUUGAAUAUGAGAACAGACAUUUAAUUAAAUCCUUGAUUAUAUUACUUGUAAGCAGGGGACUUAAAAAUCGCCAUAAGAUUCAACGACACAAUGCUAUUACUUAUACGUAUCUGUAAUUAAUCUAUUAGUGCUCUAUAGCAUAUUAUCAAUUGUACCAUAUUUAUAAAUUUUACUUAGUUCUACAUCUUGAAGUCGAAUUAGAGUUAAGCAAGAUGAUCUGUAUUGUUAUUGGUUAUUUCGCCUUUUUUGGAAAAGGGGGUAGAAUGAAUGUUAGUCGAAGGGCCUGUAUAAUAAUUGGGCAACGUAUAUUUUAAAUGAGUUAAUUAUAUUUUUAAUCAUUUAAUUAUGAAUCAAAUGUUUCAUUUUUGUUGUCUGUUGGGGAAUGAA